Molecule: messenger RNA, 1080 nt
Organism: Sphaeroforma arctica JP610
Lineage: Eukaryota; Ichthyosporea; Ichthyophonida
Exons: 6
Coding region: 1-1080 (359 amino acids)
Source: RefSeq, a predicted model, not a curated record
AUGCGUUCUGUAUGUGCCGAUGAGUCUAUUCCAGCUGACAGUAAAACCGAUGCUGCACAUCCCACUAUUGAGGGGCUCUCUGCAGAAGGGUCGUCGAGCAGGAGGCAAUUGUAUAGAAGACGGUCGUGCAUACUCCCUAUUAAACUCAGUGAUGGCGGUACUGUGCGUGAAUGCCACAAGCCAGCGCAGUUGGAUUUUGAAACCCAUCUCCCCCACAGACCCAAUAGCAUAUGCAAUGGUACCGCAGCAAUCCCUAAGAAGGAAAGUCAAGAAGACGUAUUCUCACAGGUGCGGGUUGUUGGGGGCACAAAACUCUUGAGGCGAGUGAGCUUUGCAGACAUUAGCCAUAGUGCUGAUACCGAUGCCACUACCCAGGCUAUACUGAAAGCCUCUUCGCCAAGUCGCUCGCGCCCUAUAUCCACCGAGCAUGUUACCGAUGACAAGACUAAGCAUGCGGGCGGUACUGGGCCCUAUCAGCGUAGGUCUGUGGUUGAUGGUCAAAUGUCUCCCAGUUCAUUUACCCGCCCCAUAGCGGUUCCAAUUUCUUUGGUGUUUUUUGGGCGUGAAGCAGCAAAGCAGCCAAGCAUAGAUCCCCCAGUCAGAACUCUUGUCACUCCUCGCACUGGUACACUACCUGACACAGCACAAGCUAUGGGAGGCUUUGAGUACCCUGGAAGUUUCGAUGCAACAGACAGUAAUUCACCACAAGAUCUGAAUUUACCAGCACAGCGAAGGAAUGUGUUGGCCACAGUAUCGUAUGCUGUGGGUGACGCAAUGUUCGAGCCGAUAGUCAAUCCAACAAACAAUGCGCGGAAGGCGUAUAUCCCGAAGCAGAAUGAUAUGUCGGAGAACAUGUACCAGGAUAUCGCUCUGGAUGCGUCGUUUCAGGUUUAUCGAGUGAUGAUAGUAAGGAACAAAGCGAAGAACGAGGAGUUGCAGUUGAAGUAUGCGAUCAAAUCAAGUUACUUGUGUAUACUGAAACUGACUGUAUCUGGCGUGGCGUUAGUGCCGGUAAAGGCCCGCUUGACCGGUGCUGGAAUCCCUAUAUAUAAAUACAAGAACUCAAAGCGAUCAAUCUAA